UGUUUGUUAGCUUCUUCGAGUCUAUUAUCACUCCCUCACUCAAGGUUUCUCUCUGCACAGAGUCCACAGUCAGUCACGGAUACUAGCUUUGGAGUGAGAAAAAAAACUAAAAUCUUUAGAUCUGAAAGCAACAAACCCCUCCUCAAAUACCCUAGCUUCCUUCAAGGACGGUCUGGGUGUGUAUGUUUUACUUGUCUGGUAAAAGUACUUUUCCUGCUGGUCAAUAAGUUGAAGUGAGGUUGCAAAAUAACUUGAAUGGCAGUCACGGAUGCUCAAAACCCUCUUGUUGGAGAAGCAACUUGUGGCACUUUAUUGCAAAAGCUCCAGGAAAUCUGGGAUGAGGUUGGUGAAAGUGACGAGGAUCGGGACAAGAUGCUCAUUCAAAUAGAACAAGAGUGCUUGGAUGUGUACAAGAAGAAAGUUGAGCAGGCUGCAAAGUCGAGGGUACAGCUUCUUGAGGCCUUAUCAGAUGCCAAAAUUGAACUUGCCCGUCUUCUAUCAGCCCUUGGAGAAAAAAGUUUUGCAGGAAUUCCUGAGAAGACUUCAGGAACAAUCAAGGAACAACUUGCAGCUAUAGCACCAGCACUUGAACAGCUGUGGGAACAGAAAGCUGAGAGAGUGAAGGAGUUUUCUGACGUACAUUCACAGAUUCAGAAAAUAUGUGGUGAAAUUGCUGGGAACUUAAAUAUCAAUGAUGCUCCUGCAGUUGAUGAAGCUGACUUAUCCCUAAAGAAGUUAGAUGAAUAUCAUGCCCAACUUCAAGAGCUUCAAAAGGAAAAGAGUGGUAGGUUGCACAAGGUCCUCGAAUUUGUAAGCAGUGUGCAUGAUCUCUGUGCUGUCCUCGGGAUGGACUUCUUCAGUACUGUAACUGAUGUUCAUCCAAGCUUAAUUGACUCAACUGGUGCGCAAUCAAAAAGUAUUAGCAAUGAUACAUUAGCAAGGCUGGCUAAGACAGUCUUAGCGUUAAAAGAAGAUAAGAAGCAAAGGCUUCAUAAGCUUCAAGAGCUGACAAAUCAACUUAUUGACCUGUGGAAUCUGAUGGAUACUCCAAUGGAAGAAAGGAAAUUGUUCGACCAUGUAACCUGUAACAUGUUGGCUUCAGUUGAUGAAGUGGCUGUCCCAGGAGCUCUGGCUCUGGAUCUGAUUGAGCAGGCUGAGGUUGAAGUUGAAAGGCUUGAUCAAUUGAAAGCCAGCAGGAUGAAAGAAAUUGCCUUCAGAAAGCAAGCAGAACUUGAAGAGAUAUAUGUCCAUGCUCAUAUAGAGAUAGAUCCAGAGGCUGCUCGAGAAAAGAUUAUGACUCUCAUUGAUUCUGGAAAUGUUGAGCCUACUGAGUUACUGGCUGACAUGGACAAUCAGAUAUCAAGAGCCAAAGAAGAAGCUCUAAGCAGAAAAGAAAUUUUGGAUAAGGUUGAGAAAUGGAUGUCAGCAUGUGAGGAAGAGAGUUGGCUAGAAGACUACAAUCGGGAUGAAAACAGGUAUAAUGCAAGCAGAGGUGCACAUUUGAAUCUCAAACGUGCAGAAAAGGCCCGUAUCCUGGUUAACAAAAUUCCAGCUUUGGUUGACACCUUGGUUGCCAAAACUCGGGCUUGGGAAGAAGAUCGUGGCAUACAGUUUGCAUAUGAUGGUGUUCCUCUCCUUGCCAUGCUAGAUGAAUAUGCCAUGCUCAGACAGGAAAGAGAAGAAGAGAAGCGGAGAAUGAGGGAUCAGAAGAAGUUCCAUGAGCAGCAAAACACAGAACAAGACACCAUUUUCAGUGCAAGACCUAGUCCUGCUCGACCAGUUGGUACAAAGAAGGUGGUUGGUCCCCGAGCAAAUGGCAGUGCUAAUGGAACUCCAAGCAGGCGGCUAUCUCUAAAUUCUAAUCAAAAUGGGAGCAGUUCUGCAACUAAAGGUGGAAGGAGGGAUAAUAGGCUAUCUGCCCCUGUUAACUAUGUUUCCAUAUCGAAAGAUGAUGCCGCCUCUCAUUUUUCCGGCACCGACACGGUUUCUGCUUCACCAUGAUAAAUUAAGAGAGAUCUGGAGGUUUACACCUUGAUAUAUUAAUGUUAUUACUUCUAGGAGCUUGUUGUAGUCAUAUAGUUGUGAAAACUGAGUAACUGGAGAGUGAGCUGUUUUUAGUUGUGCAUCUUAUCCACAUUUUUAAGCUGUUCUAA
Messenger RNA from Populus nigra (black poplar), 2153 nucleotides. RefSeq names its product 65-kDa microtubule-associated protein 1-like. Gene Ontology annotation, cellular component: spindle; cytoplasm. The record is from RefSeq and is a predicted model, not a curated record. The transcript is spliced from 11 exons. Gene Ontology annotation, biological process: microtubule cytoskeleton organization; cytokinesis by cell plate formation. Gene Ontology annotation, molecular function: microtubule binding. Bases 256 to 2001 code for a protein of 581 amino acids. NCBI's taxonomy places the organism in Eukaryota, Viridiplantae, Streptophyta, Magnoliopsida, Malpighiales, Salicaceae.